Diatraea saccharalis (sugarcane borer) is the source of this 390-nucleotide messenger RNA. The record is from the annotation of a GenBank genome assembly. NCBI's taxonomy places the organism in Eukaryota, Metazoa, Arthropoda, Insecta, Lepidoptera, Crambidae.
AUGGCCGCCAAAAUCUUUGUUGCUCUUUGCACGUUUGUCUUUAUUAACGCCGUCCACAGUCAAGUAGUAAGAGGUGGCAUUGCACCUAACCUUUUACCAAUCACCGAAACGAUUCUACCUAACCAAGUAAUAUUCAACCCAAACUUGUAUCCAGUCGCGCAAAACCUUAUUAAUUACGAAAUACCUUUAGGUCUGUCACCGCCAAUCACCGUGCCAGCAACUACAACCAUAAUUCAAGAUAGUACGGUCGCAAAUAACUUGGCAAAUGCCUUGCAGCUGUUGAUUGUCAGUAACCUUCUCAGUAACACAUUACCUUAUAUGGGUUCUGAUGUUAUAGUGCCUGGAAUCGGUGCACCAAUAGCACUACCAGGAUAUGGAUAUGUAUUGUAA